Molecule: messenger RNA, 1457 nt
Organism: Notodromas monacha
Lineage: Eukaryota; Metazoa; Arthropoda; Ostracoda; Podocopida; Cyprididae
Source: the annotation of a GenBank genome assembly
CUGGCGGGAUUGGAUGCAAAGUCUAGCGGAAAGAUGGGCUCCAGAGCCCUGGUCUACUACUUCGCCACGACGAUCCUGGCUGGCAUCACGGGCAUCUUCGUGGUGGUCGCCAUCCAUCCGGGGGACCCGAGUGUCAAGAAACUGGCGCAUCAAGAGGAGAAGGAGAAUAUCAAAGUUCUCGACACCUUCCUCGACAUCUUCAGUGCUGCAGGAGCUGAAGGAAAAGUGCUCUCUGACUUUUUCUACGUUCUCAACGACAUCAUCAUGAAGAUGGUGGAGAUGAUCAUGUGGUAUUCGCCAUUCGGGAUCAUGUGCUUGAUCGCGGGUAAACUGAUGGAAAUCGACGAUUUGGAAAGAACGGCGGGCAUGUUGGGCAUGUACAUGGUGACGGUGAUCGUGGGUCUGCUGAUACACUCAGUCAUAACACUCCCGCUCAUCUACUUCGCCAUCACCAAGAAGAACCCGGGCACGUUCUUCAAGGGAAUGCUCCAGGCCUGGGUCACUGCCCUCGGAACUGCUUCAAGUUCGGCGACGCUGCCAAUAACUUUCCGGUGCUUGGAGGAGAACAACCACAUUGACAAGCGCGUGAGUCGGUUUGUGGUGCCCGUGGGCGCCACUGUCAACAUGGAUGGAACAGCAUUGUACGAGGCGGUCGGCGCCAUCUUCAUCGCCCAGCUCAACAACAUUCCAUUGGGUGCUGGUCAGAUUGCCACCGUCAGCUUGACGGCCACUUUGGCAAGCAUUGGAGCUGCAUCGAUCCCGAGCGCAGCUCUGGUCACUAUGCUUAUGGUGUUGACAGCUUUGGACCUUCCGACUUCCGACGUUUCCCUCAUCUUCGCAGUCGACUGGUUUCUGGACCGUUUGCGCACGUCGAUCAACGUGCUCGGCGAUGCCUACGGCGCGGCCAUCGUGUUCCACCUCUCGAAGGAAGAGCUGGACAAGAUGGACCAAGAGCGAGCAGUGCAAGACCAAAUCGAAAUGGACCAGAUCGUGUCAUCGGGGGCCAAUAGCCGACGCGUGAGUCGCGUCAGCAUCCAACACCUGGCGUCCACGAUGCGAAACAACCCGCACCUCCGGAUCCCGUCACCCCCGUCUUACAACCCACCGGAACCGGGCAACGGUGGCAUGAACUUCCUCAGUGGAAGAGGCAUGCCCAAUUCGGAAACGCAGAUUUGAUGGAACAACAAUUAUUGCUCGUCAUCAUCAUCGGAGAAUUGAUGAGUUCCAGGAGUCGCUUUUUUGCUUGCAUAGCUGGCGCGCCUAAGCAGCUCCCUCUACAUUUGAGUUCGGGAAACACAACGCAGAUCUGCAUGAUGACGCGUUACGUUUUCUUCGCUGAUAGGGUUAUUCGCAGCCGUGCGACAAAUUAACCGGGAAUUCGAUUGCUAUAAUUGAUUUCAAUGAAGAUUUUCUUCGGAAGAGAAUCAUCGAUAAAUCGACGAAUAUUUUGAAAUUAA